Molecule: messenger RNA, 1120 nt
Organism: Phymastichus coffea
Lineage: Eukaryota; Metazoa; Arthropoda; Insecta; Hymenoptera; Eulophidae
Gene: Lipt2
Product: putative lipoyltransferase 2, mitochondrial
Exons: 1
Coding region: 142-876 (244 amino acids)
Biological process (GO): protein lipoylation
Cellular component (GO): mitochondrion
Molecular function (GO): lipoyl(octanoyl) transferase activity
Source: RefSeq, a predicted model, not a curated record
AGACCAAAAUCUCUUAAAUUUAAGCAACGAACGAACAAACUACAAAAUACAAUAAAACUUUACUAUGCGAAUCGUAAAAUCUCAUUAAAGUUCAAGCGUUAAUUCUUCAUCAAAUUGUAUAAAAAAGAACAAUUUUACGAAAUGCCCUCAAGAAUGGUAAAGAUGUUGUGGGCAGGCCGCCUCAGUUAUGGAGCCGGACUUCAAUUACAAAAGACUUUGGUGCAGCGUCAUCGCGAACGAAACCUCUACGACACACCUAACAGCUUGAUUCUGUUGGAGCAUAAACCCGUUUACACCGUUGGCAUACGUAACAAAGGAUACACUGACGAAGAUGAAAACCGUCUACGCUCGUUCGGCGCUGACUUUUAUCGUACGAACCGUGGUGGUUUGGUAACUUUCCAUGGCCCAGGUCAACUAGUCGCCUAUCCCAUAAUUGAUCUCAAAGAAUUCAAGACGAACGUGCGCUGUUACGUCUCGUCGAUCGAGAAAAUGAUAAUCCGUCUGUGCGCCGAAUUCGGACUUAAGGGUGGGACUUCUCCGGACACUGGUGUGUGGAUCGAUGAUCGUAAAGUCUGCGCUAUUGGCAUUCAUGCCAGCAAAUAUGUCACGAGUCAUGGGCUGGCACUUAAUUGCAACGUUGACCUCAGAUGGUUCGAGCACAUUGUUCCUUGUGGAAUCGAAGACAAAAGUGUAACCAGUUUAAGCAAGGAACUUUUCGCUGAUUUAAGGGUAGAAGACGCUAUACCUGUACUCAAACGAGCUUUCGCCGAUGAAUUCCAGUGUGAAGUCGUCGACAUGUCUACUGAGGAAACUUCCGAGGCGAUGAAGGAAUGCAGAGAGGCGGCUAAGGUCGCCGCUGUUUUAGCAGCGAGCUGAGAAAAGCUUGUUUAUUGCAAUCGCGAUUAAUUUCUUCAUUAUUUCUUUCGAAGACUACGAGUGUCGCAGUCGUGUAUCUUGCAGUAAUUCUUAAUUACAAGUUAUGUCAUGUAAAUUAUAUCAAAUGAUUUUUUGAAUUAGAUGUACAUGUAAAAUUACAGUUCGAACUAAUGAAAUUUAGCAUUGUAUAAUUGGGUUAAAAUAUACGAGUUUAACUAAAUAAAUAUCUUCAGUCAUAUUGUAC